Clunio marinus is the source of this 1654-nucleotide messenger RNA. The record is from the annotation of a GenBank genome assembly. Lineage: Eukaryota; Metazoa; Arthropoda; Insecta; Diptera; Chironomidae.
AUUUAAUGAAAAGUUCAACGAAAUGUGGAAAUGGACAAAAAUAAUAGGAAAUGUCAAUCAAAGAAUAUUCAAGGCAAAUUAUUCUGAAUCAAAAGCGAAAACGAUUAAGGCAUGUAUUGUUGGAAGUGGACCGGCUGGAUUUUAUUCUGCACAAUACAUUCUUAAACAUUUGCCUAAUUCACAUGUUGAUAUAAUAGAAAAGCUACCUGUUCCCUUUGGACUCGUGCGAUUUGGAGUAGCACCAGACCAUCCCGAAGUUAAAAAUGUUAUCAACACUUUUACAAAGACAGCAGAACAUCCAAACUUUCGUUUCAUUGGCAAUGUUUCUGUUGGGACAGAUAUCACUUUACAAGAGCUAAGAAAUUGUUAUGACAUUGUUCUGUUAGCAUAUGGUGCUAAUAUUGAUGCAAAGUUAAACAUUCCUGGUGAAGAUAAAAGAAAUGUUUUAUCAGCAAGAGAAUUUGUUGGAUGGUACAAUGGACAACCAAACUUGGAUAAACUGAAUCCUGACCUAUCUGGUGAAAGUGCUGUUCUUCUAGGUCAAGGAAAUGUUGCUGUUGAUGUCGCAAGAAUUCUUUUAUCGACAAUUGAUGACUUGCGAAAAACUGACAUAACAGAACAUGCACUUGAGGCUUUAAGUAAAAGUCGUGUGAAGAAAGUUUAUUUGGUUGGAAGACGUGGACCUCUUCAAGCUGCUUUUACAAUUAAAGAAUUAAGGGAAAUGUUAAAACUUCCCAAUGUCGACACAAAUUGGCGUUCGAGUGAUUUUGUCAAUGUCAAAGAACAAGUUGAAAGUCUUCCACGACCUAGAAAACGAAUCACUGAACUGAUGAUUAAAAGUCUUGAAGAAAAUAAGUCAAAUGAAGGCAAUAAAAACUUCCUCCCGAUAUUCUACAGGUCACCAUUGCAGAUCAAUGGAGAAUCAAAUGUUGAGUCUGUGGACUUAACAAUAACCAAAGUUGUUGAUAACAAAGCAAUUCCGACUGAAGAUGUGGAAAAUAUUCCAGCUCAACUUGUUUGCAGAAGUAUUGGCUACAAGUCUGUUUGUAUUGACGAUGCAAUAAACUUUGAUGACAAACGUGGGAUGAUAAAGAACACAAACGGACGUGUACUGCAAAAAGACGCAAACACGCCUGACAUCGGACUUUAUGUAGCUGGAUGGCUUGGAACUGGUCCAACUGGCGUCAUACUCACAACCAUGAACAAUGCUUUCGCUGUUUCUCAAACAAUCAUUGAUGAUGUUCAUUCUGGUGCUAUUAAAUGCGAUUCAACUAAGCCUGGACUUGAUCCAAAAAAAUAUAAUGUCGUCACAUGGAGUGACUGGGAAAAAAUCGAUAAGCGAGAAAUUGAAAAUGGCAAAAAAUCGAACAAGCCUCGAGAGAAAAGGCUUAGCAUUGAAGAAAUGAUGAAAAUAGUAAAGUCAUGAACCGAAAUAUUUUAUCGAAAAGUUUUAAAUUUUAAAUUAUUCAGAAGAAAAUAAAUUUAUAGGCUGAGAAGUAUUUCUAUAAGAAAGUUUAAAGUUUUCUUUGUAAUGAAGAUUUUUGCCAUCGACGAUUUAAUAAAUUUUGUUAAUAAAUCUAUAAAAAAUCUUUUUGUUAUCUGUGUAAGCACUACAGACAGAAGACUGCUUCCCGGAAAAGCCCACGGCAAACAC